AUACAACUCAACUCAGAGUUGUGACAUGCACAAACUGGACAGGACCAAGGGAGAAAACAUGAAGCUGAGACACAGUGCCUGCACACUGCUGGUAUGUUGCAGUGUAUUGUGGGUAGUUGUCUGCUGCUCCCCCAGAGACACAGUGACUCCUCUUCCUCCUCCUGGUUGUACCCUUAAGUUGGCGUUCUCCACAGAGGUCUCCUCCUCAUCUGAGGGAAACGGGAACAUCCACCGCAGAUCUUUGGCUCCAUGGAUCUGGAAGUCGUCCACAGUGAAGCACCGGAUCCCCUCCACUAUCUGGGAGGCUGAGUGCAGCAGUAGCUUCUGUUCCAGUCCCAACCCAGGACAGACGGACAGACACAACCUGAACUCAGUCCCCAUCUACCAGAACAUCCUGGUCCUUAACCCACAGGACGGUGGACGGUGUUACACAGCGUCCUACCGCUCUGUGGCUGUCGGCUGUACCUGUGUCUGGGCCAAAACCAACUAAAACUGAACCAUCGCAACCAGAACCUGAACCACCUGAACUCCAACCAAAUUCUGGGAAUGAAAACAAAAGGGACUAACUCGGGAAACAACAGCAUUUUGUACUUAAUAUUUGCUGAUUUAACUGUGCCCAUAAUUUGCCUUGUUGUGAUAUUGGAUUGUGUCAAACUGUGUUGAGUCUGCCACUGUAUUAACCCUGUGUGUGCACUGAUAAAAACAAACCAUAU
Molecule: messenger RNA, 713 nt
Organism: Epinephelus moara (kelp grouper)
Lineage: Eukaryota; Metazoa; Chordata; Actinopteri; Perciformes; Serranidae
Gene: il17a/f2
Product: interleukin 17a/f2
Exons: 3
Coding region: 26-490 (154 amino acids)
Cellular component (GO): extracellular region
Molecular function (GO): cytokine activity
Source: RefSeq, a predicted model, not a curated record